AGCAGAUAUUAAUCAGUCGCAGUUUUCCAGAUAAGUGCGCGAGUGCGUUCGUCUGCGAGGAGGAGGUGUUUUACCUUCCUCUUCCUACAGGAGAGACACUGAAGGUUUUUCCCAGUUUGCACAAGAACAACACGGGUCGAGGACAGCAUGAGGACGCCGGCUCUUCAGUUGGUUUUCAUUGGUUUAUACCUACAGGUAACCACAUGCUACCCAUCAUGCACUUUAUAUGGCCUUGUAGCUUCUUGCACCUCACAGCGCCACUACUGGGUUCCUGCUUUGCCUCCCAACAUCACCCACCUGUACCUGGACAUGAACUACAUCAGUGAGAUCAACAGCACCUCGCUCAGAGACUACGUCCAGCUGCAGCAGUUAGAUCUAGGAAUGCAGAAAGUGCAGCUCGUCAUAAGGAACAACGCUUUCCUCAGACAAAGAAAACUGACACGGUUGGUUCUAGGCCAUAAUAUUGGUCUUCAGCUGGAGCCGAGGGCAUUUGCAGGACUGUUUAAUUUACAACACCUCUUUCUGGAUUAUUGCAAUUUGAAAGACUCCAUACUGGUGGAGAGCUAUCUGCAGCCCCUUUUGUCCUUACAAAUGCUCGACCUCUUUGGUAACAAAAUAGAGAGACUCCAACCUGGACUGUUCUUCUCAAAGCUCACAAAGUUCACAAAUUUAAACCUCAAAUUGAAUCGCAUUAAAAGGUUAUGUGAAGACGAUCUUGUUGGUUUCAGGGGGAAACAUUUCACACACCUGAACUUGCACUCCAACCACUUAUAUAAAAUGUAUGAUGAAGAAUACGACAGGGAUAGUUGUGGGAACCCUUUCCAAGGGAUGGCCUUUGGUACCCUCGACUUGUCCCUCAAUAGGUUCAACGUGAACACAUCGAGACAAUUUUUCAAAGCAAUAAAAGGGACUCCGAUUUCUCAUCUUAUAUUGUAUGGACACAUAGGCCAAGCCUUUUCAUAUAAGAACUUACCUGAUCCAGAUGAAAACACAUACGAAGGCCUCGUGAACAGUGCAGUAGAAACUUUAGACCUCUCUAAAAACUCUAUAUUCGCUUUGAAGAAGGCUGUUUUUAGCCCCCUAAAGGUUGCAGUAAUUAUUGACAUUUCCAAAAACAAAAUCAAUCAGAUUCACACAAAUGCCUUCAGUGGUCUUCAGGGAAAUUUAAGGAUGCUCAACCUGUCAUCCAACCUGCUAGGAGAGAUUCAUUCUCAGACAUUCACCAGCCUGACAGAGCUUAGGGUGUUGGAUUUGUCUCACAAUCACAUUGGUGUGUUGGGGGACAAAUCCUUCAGUGGUCUUCCCAAAUUACGAGCCUUAUAUCUGACAGGAAACUCACUGCGAGACCUGGGUUUUCCUGCAUCAUUACCAAACUUAGAAUAUCUCUAUUUGGCUGACAAUAAGAUGAAAUCACUAAGACAUAUCAAUGACUUGGCUAUGAACAGCAUCCAUGUGGAUGUUACAGAAAACAGAUUUACAAACUUGGAGGAUUUUUAUUUCAUAAUGACUCAUUUCAAGUAUCUCCAGUAUUUCUUCUACAGUGGCAACUUCGUCAAGUGGUGCACCCUAAAUGGGAAUAUUACAGUACCCAUUAAUAAUAGUUUGGAAGUGCUAGAUCUUCAUGACAGUUCCCUGCAGAGGAUUUGGACGGAGGGGAAAUGCCUUGACCUGUUUGAUCAUCUUAAGAAUCUUAUUGCGCUCAGUAUAAGCUUGAACUCACUCACGACUCUCCCAGAAGGGAUUUUCAGAGGUCUCAGCUCGAUCAUAGAGAUGGACAUCUCGUCUAAUUACUUGACCUCUCUGCAGCGGGACGUCUUUCCAGAUAGCCUGAAAAGACUUGACCUCUCAAACAACUUCCUAGCCUCCCCGGAUCCUAUGACGUUUCAGUCGCUCCUCUUCCUCAACCUGGCAGGAAAUUGGUUUCACUGUGAUUGCAAUAUAGAGAGCUUCCUGAAGUGGCUGAACAAGACGGACGUGACUUUCCUCAGCCCGAUUAAGGAGUACACAUGUGAGUUUCCAGCUGCUCUCCACGACGUCUCUCUGCUGGAGUACGCCAAGAGCAUCAAACCGUGUGAAAAGGAUGUCCAAGAUCUUAAGUUUGCGCUCUUCAUCUUCUCUGCCCUCCUUAUCAUCACUGUCAUCAUCAGCGGGAUUGUUUACGCCCGUCUCCGAGGGCAGAUAUUCAUCAUCUACAAAAAGAUCGUUGGCAGAGUUCUCAAGGGCCCAAAACAGACGCCUCCUGUGGAAGAGGUGCAGUACGACGCCUUCCUCUGCUUCAGCAACAGUGACUAUCAGUGGGUGGAGGCCGCUUUGCUGAAUAAACUCGACAACCAGUUUUCAGAGGAGAACAUCUUCCACUGUUGUUUUGAGGCCAGAGACUUCCUGCCUGGUGAGGAUCACCUUUCGAACAUCAGAGAUGCCAUCUGGGGCAGCAGGAAGACCGUGUGUAUCAUCUCCAAAGAGUUUCUUAAAGAUGGCUGGUGCUUGGAGGCGUUCACCUUGGCCCAGGGCCGGAUGCUGGAGGAGCUGAAGAACGUCUUGAUAAUGCUGGUGGUAGGGAAGCUGGCUCCCUACCAGCUGAUGAAGUACAACGCAAUCAGGGCUUUCGCUCAGAAGAGAGAAUACCUCACCUGGCCAGAGGACCCUCAGGACCUGGAGUGGUUUUAUGAGCGACUGACCUCACAGAUCCUCAAAGACACCAAGGUGAAAAAGAUUGAAGAGGACAAACCUCAGCCUGCGGAGCCAAACAAUCAACCUGAACAUGAGGACAACAUAAAGCUGGAGAACCUCAGAGAAAUCGCCAUGUGAACCACGAUGCUGAAGUGGGAAGGUAGCAGGAGGAAGAAGCUCCAACACUCCAUGACCCAAUCACAUGUACAGCACAAACAAACGAUUGUUAUUAUGUUUUUUUGUUUUUUUUAAUGUCAAUUAAGUUUAAUGAGUCUGAUUAAUCAAGUGUAAUAACAGUUUAAUUUUGGCCAGUUUGGUUUGUCAGCUGUUGACCUUCUGAUCUCGAUAUUGUAUGAUGGUUGUUUGUUUGCAGAACUGUUUAAUUUCUGUUCCUGUAAAUUGUAUUUAAAAUCUCAAAAUGACAAAACUCCUACCACAAAGUAAUUUUUUUCAAAUUGUUUGUUACAGUCAAAGACCCAGAAGUAUUUAUAUUGACAAUCAUCAGCAACAGCCAGUAAGUCUUAUUAUAUAUGAUUAUCUCACAGAUUUUCAAAAUGAUCAUGUAUUGUAAAAAUUAAAACAAAAUCUAUAAAAUAAAUGUUGUUCUUCAUGGA
Molecule: messenger RNA, 3284 nt
Organism: Seriola aureovittata
Lineage: Eukaryota; Metazoa; Chordata; Actinopteri; Carangiformes; Carangidae
Product: toll-like receptor 5
Exons: 5
Coding region: 148-2808 (886 amino acids)
Biological process (GO): immune response; toll-like receptor signaling pathway; inflammatory response
Cellular component (GO): membrane
Molecular function (GO): protein binding; transmembrane signaling receptor activity
Source: RefSeq, a predicted model, not a curated record